Messenger RNA from Seriola dumerili (greater amberjack), 2149 nucleotides. Its product is annotated as multidrug and toxin extrusion protein 1-like. NCBI's taxonomy places the organism in Eukaryota, Metazoa, Chordata, Actinopteri, Carangiformes, Carangidae. Gene Ontology annotation, molecular function: antiporter activity; xenobiotic transmembrane transporter activity. The record is from RefSeq and is a predicted model, not a curated record. Gene Ontology annotation, biological process: xenobiotic detoxification by transmembrane export across the plasma membrane. The transcript has 16 exons. Bases 62 to 1822 code for a protein of 586 amino acids. Gene Ontology annotation, cellular component: membrane.
AUUGUACUGUAUGAACAUCAUUCAGUUCUGAGAGCUGUUUUCUACCAAAUCUCAUUUCGGUAUGGAAGAUUUAGCUACAAAAAACACAUGUAAGGGAGUAAAUGGACAGUCCACAACAGACGAAUCACCUGCUGCUGCUGCUGCUGCUGCUGCUCGCAGUGUUGACUCAUGCUGCGGAUCCUGCCUGAAAAGUAUCAAGCUCUGGAUACCUGUGGACUACAAGAAUGAAACAGUUCAGUUUUUGAAACUGGCAGGACCUGUGUUCAUUUCACAGCUGAUGAGCUUCCUGAUCGGCUUCGUCAGCAUGGUGUUCUGCGGUCACCUGGGGAAAACAGAGCUGGCAGGGGUGGCGUUAGCAAUAGCGGUAAUAAAUGUCACAGGUAUUUCCAUUGGCUGUGGUUUGGCAUCAGCAUGUGAUACUCUCAUAUCUCAGACUUAUGGGAGUGGUAACCUAAAGCGUGUAGGGGUGAUACUCCAACGGGGAGUUCUGAUUCUGCUCUUAGCCUGUUUCCCCUGUUGGGCCGUCCUCAUUAACACUCAGCCCAUUUUGCUGGCUGUCAGGCAGAGUGCAGAGGUCGCCAGACUCUCCCAGCUGUAUGUGAAGAUCUUUAUGCCAGCUCUGCCAGCUGCCUUCAUGUACCAGCUGCAGGGGAGGUAUCUUCAGAAUCAGGGCAUCAUGUGGCCACAGGUGAUAUCCGGAGCCUUGGGGAAUGUUUUAAAUGCAAUAAUCAACUACAUCUUCCUCAAUCUCCUCGACCUGGGGAUCGCUGGAUCUGCAGCUGCCAAUGCCAUCUCCCAAUAUUCCUUGGCCGUGUUCUUGUAUGCGUACAUCUGCGCCAGGGGCCUGCACAAAGCUACGUGGGAUGGGUGGUCAGGAGACUGUCUGCAGGAGUGGGGCUCUUUCCUCCGCCUGGCCAUCCCCAGCAUGCUGAUGCACUGUCUGGAGUGGUGGCUGUAUGAGAUCGCAGGGUUCCUGGCAGGCGUCAUCAGUGAGGUUGAGUUAGGAGCUGAGUCUAUAGUUUAUGAACUGGCUGCCAUCGCUUACAUGUUUCCUAUGGGUUUCUCUGUCGCUGCCAGUGUUCGGGUUGGAAACGCUCUCGGCGCUGGGAACACAGAGCAAGCCAAACUGUCCAGCAAGGUCUCCCUCAUCUGUGCAUCCAUCGUCUCGUGUGUCAUUGGAGCCUGUCUUGGCGUGUCCAGGGAUGUGAUCGGUUACAUUUUCACUACAGAGAAAGACAUUAUUCAAAGAGUGGCUGAUGUCAUGAAGAUGUAUGGUUUCAUCCAUGUCGCUGAGGCCUUUGCGGGUGUGACAGGAGGUAUUGUCAGAGGUGCAGGGAAGCAAAUGAUUGGUGCUGUGUGUAACUUGGUGGGUUACUACCUCAUUGGGUUCCCCAUUGGAGUGUCUCUGAUGUUUCCUGUCAAAAUGGGCAUAGUAGGGCUGUGGUCGGGGUUUUUAAUUUGUGUUUUGAUACAGUCCACGUUCUUUACUGUUUUCCUGUGCAAACUAAACUGGAAGAAAGCCACUGAAGAGGCGCUGGUAAGAGCAGGAGUCCACAUUACAGAGAGGAACGACAUCUUCGGGAUAGAAAAUAAGGCCCUGGACUCAGGCGAGAACCAGACCCACACAAAGACCAGUCGACCCAGUUCUUUGAGUCCAGCAGAGGGGAAGCUGGAGGCGCUCGGUGCUUCCCGGGACGUGGCUCUGUCAGUCAGGCAGCUGGUGGUACGACGUGGCCUCACUCUGCUGUUCAUGGUCGUCAUCCUCGCUGCAGGAGUGUUCAUGAGUGAGCUGCUGGUCAGACUGCUCCAAUUAGAUGAGUGACCGUCGUUAGACCAACAAACAUGCAGCACGAAAACGAAGCUGUGAGUCAGGGUACAAAUGUGUCAUGUUUAGCAGUAAACAAUUUUAAAAGGGGGAAAAUACUAAGUACACAUGUAAUGACACAACCUACAGUCAAGAGCACAAUCAUACCCCUUGGUUUGGGUAUUAACAGCUUACCAUCUUACCGCAGGAAGCAAUUUGUGAUGACAAAUUUCCACUCCAUACUCCCACUUUUACAAAAUUAUUUAAAAAGAAAGAAGAUAACAGCUGCAUUAGAGUGAUACAUGUUACACAAGUAAAAAAAUAUUCUGUAAUUGCAUUAAAUAA